ACCCAGCCGACCAGGAGACUCCGUCCAUCCCAGCACACUGCGCUGUCAGCCGGAUCGCCUCUCCACACCAGCUCCCUUCUCUCUCCUCCGCUUUCACUUAAAACCAUCUGGAUUUUUUUUUUCUUACACAAACAAGCCACGUUUUUCUUUUUUUGUUUGUUUUUUUUUGGAAAUACACCGAAGAUGUUUGGCCGCGUCUGAUUGAAUUCUUCCACCUGAGAAUAAGAAAUUAGCACGAUGCCAAAGCCAGGGACGAGACGGGAUUAAGAAGGAAGAAAGGUGUAACUACAGGCAGCACACACAGGACUGGACCACAAACAGAGGCCUCAUUUUGCUGUCAGCAUGGCUGUGAACAUGAUGCCAACUCCCGCCAUUUGGCCAGGGGAGGAACAACCGUCGCUGCUGGACCAGGAGGGCUCCCUGCCGAGCCAAGCCCCCGUCUCAGUGCCGUGUCCACCAGCCAGAGGUGAAGAGCUCAUCCACAGCAGCAGCAGCCCGGCCAGCACGAGGCCCCCCCGCAGCAAAUCCAAAGGAGAGCUAGUCAUCGUCAUCAACGAGAAGCUGAAGAACAGUAACGGGAUCCACUCGGUGUCUGCAGAGAGCACCUCCCCAGUCAUCUCCUCUCCACCCAGAAGACAGCACUCCAUCUCUUACCCCCAUCACGGCAAAACCAGGAAGGGCAGCAGGGCGGGCUCCAUCGGCUACACCGCCUUCUCACCCAGGCCGUCGCUCUCCCGCCACUCCAGCAUCGCCACCAACCCUCCGCUAGACCGGACCAAGGUCAAAGACUACCUCCUCCUGUCCGUGCUGGCCUGCUUCUGCCCCGUCUGGCCCAUCAACAUCGUUGGAUUUGUCUACUCCAUCAUGUCCAAGAACAGCCUCGAGCAGGGAAACCUGGACGGCGCCGUGCGUCUGGGUCGCGUGGCCAAGAUGCUGUCCAUGGUGUCUCUAGUAGGAGGGACGGUCAUUAUCAUCGCCUGCAUUGUCAACCUGGCCAUAAAUGUGAAAACCUGAGUUUCAUCCCAGGAUGAAACCGGAUAAGACAACUGACCGUCUGGCCCGCACCUGCACCACCAUCUUUACCGCCUAGUCAUUACCUGGAUGUGUGACAAAAUAUGCACCCGAUAUACAGCGCUUACUUAUAUUUCUGUAAUCUAUAUAAAUCCCUUUUGCUAAUGGAAGAAAAUAAAAUAUGCAAAAUGAGUCCGGGGGAAGGGGGUUGGGGUUGGGUUUGGUUUGUCCGUCUGGCGUUUGGAGAAGGGAGUCAGACUAAUCAGCCCCUUCGUAUUCUGGCCCACACAUUCAGAACGAUUCUUAAGAAAGCUCUUCGAGAAUCCCAUCACCUCCCCGCAGAACUGUUGGACUAGAAAACAGGGAGGUGGUUGACA
Stegastes partitus (bicolor damselfish) is the source of this 1388-nucleotide messenger RNA. RefSeq names its product proline-rich transmembrane protein 2 (gene prrt2). The transcript has 5 exons. NCBI's taxonomy places the organism in Eukaryota, Metazoa, Chordata, Actinopteri, Pomacentridae. The record is from RefSeq and is a predicted model, not a curated record. Gene Ontology annotation, cellular component: membrane. Bases 343 to 1014 code for a protein of 223 amino acids.